This is a messenger RNA of Ruditapes philippinarum (Manila clam), 705 nucleotides long. Its product is annotated as neurotrypsin-like. The transcript is spliced from 5 exons. Bases 1 to 705 code for a protein of 234 amino acids. NCBI's taxonomy places the organism in Eukaryota, Metazoa, Mollusca, Bivalvia, Venerida, Veneridae. The record is from RefSeq and is a predicted model, not a curated record. Gene Ontology annotation, cellular component: membrane.
AUGAUCUACUGGCAGUACUAUUCUGGGAAUCGUUUAAGAAGCACUUUAAACCUUUAUCAUUUAGACAAACUCGAUUGUAUAGGAACGGAGGAACACAUAAACGAAUGUUUAUACGAUGUUCGUCAAACGUGUUCGAGUAUCUAUCCAAUCUACGUUGAGUGCAAAUAUCCUUAUAAUAUAACAGAUGUUAGGCUUGUCGGGGGAACAGGUCCAUACGACGGUCGUGUUGAAGUCAAUAUCAACGAUGGCUGGGGAACUGUUUGCAGUACAUACAUCGGACCUUAUGAUGACGACACAUUAUGUCAAUCAAUGGAUUUAAAAUUGACGCACUACUUUCCGCGUAUUUCUGUUUACGAACAAGGAACAGGAUCUAUAUACAUCGGUCGUAUUGGAUGCUCUGCUACAAACACUCAUAUAAGUCAGUGUAGUUUUCUGCCCCCAUUUCGAUACUAUUGCUCUCACAGUUAUGAUAUUUCGUUAGUAUGUACACCUUGUGGUAAACCGACAAUACACUCUGGAUCUUUUGAUUCUUUUAAUGGUACUGUACUGACUGCAAAGUGCGACGAUGGCUAUCAACCAGAAAAAAUAACAUUUGAUUGUCUUGAAAAUGGGACUUGGCUGCAAAAUGAUGAAUGUUCAUCAAAAUAUUGUACGUUACUUAUAUUUGUAUAUUUUACAUACAUUGUAUUAUUAAAUGCAUGCUGA